AUAUGAAGAAAAAAGUUAACAGCAAUUCAUGGGAAAAGAAUCAUAAAGAAGAGGGGCCAGGUGUCUCCUGACUGAUAGCUGGAGUCUUCAAAGCAAAAUGCCUGAACAGAGCAAUGAUUACCGGGUGGCCGUGUUUGGGGCAGGAGGUGUGGGCAAGAGCUCCCUGGUCUUGAGGUUUGUCAAAGGCACAUUCCGGGAGAGCUACAUCCCAACGGUGGAAGACACCUACCGGCAGGUGAUCAGUUGUGACAAGAGCAUCUGUACACUGCAGAUCACUGACACAACUGGGAGCCACCAGUUUCCUGCCAUGCAGCGUCUGUCCAUCUCCAAGGGGCACGCCUUCAUUCUGGUAUAUUCCAUCACCAGCCGGCAGUCCCUGGAAGAGCUGAAACCCAUCUAUGAGCAGAUCUGCGAGAUCAAAGGGGACGUGGAGAGCAUCCCUAUCAUGCUGGUGGGGAACAAGUGUGACGAGAGCCCCAGCCGAGAGGUGCAGAGCAGCGAGGCCGAGGCCUUGGCCCGUACGUGGAAGUGUGCCUUCAUGGAGACCUCAGCCAAGCUCAACCACAACGUCAAGGAGCUCUUUCAGGAGCUGCUCAACCUGGAGAAGCGCAGGACUGUGAGCCUCCAGAUCGACGGCAAAAAGAGCAAGCAGCAGAAAAGGAAAGAGAAGCUCAAGGGCAAGUGUGUGGUCAUGUGAGAGCCCUUUGCUGCAGGAAGAGCCACAAGCUAUCAUCCGGGCCUCACUCCCCUCCCCGCGUGACACCCCUUUGUCAGGGCAGCAUGUACGAUGCCCUCCUGUUAAACAUUGCAUUUGGCUGAGACACGCCCUCGUGUCUCUUUCAAGAGGCAUUCCACACCACCACCAGUAAGCCACCCUCCUUGGAGUUGCUCACACCUGGCAUCCCAGGGAACUGAGAGGUGCAGUCAUUUCUGAGCAGGUUUUUGCCAUUGGGAAGCUUGGGGGACUCACAGAACAAGCUGAGGGGAACACAUGUCACCCACAUGUGUGAGAGAGGAAGCUGGUCAGAGCUGAUGGUACCAUCCCCAUACCAGGCCUCGUCUCUGCUCAGUAACAUCUUUGGGGGAGGGAUGGGUGGAGGCAGAGUGAGAAGACCAAUUGGUCCAAACUGGACUACAAUGGUCCCCUUAAAUACACCGUAAGCCAAAUUAAAGAUGAAAUGCAGCCUCCCCCAAAGGAUGUUUACUUCCCAUUCAUCUUCACCUGAACUUCCCUGAGGAGUGUAUUUAAUACCUGUAGACCUAGCUAGCAAGUCACCAUGAUGGGAACCUCUCAGAAUGUCGAUUUUCUCAUACUCACCAGUGGUAUAUUGCUGUGUCACAAGUUUUUCAGUUUUUCAGUAAAGAGAUGGUGACAUGAUUAAAACAUCAUCCUUCUAUUCCACGGUGUGAUGCUUUAAGGAUUUUAGAAAUGUGAAAUUUCUUUGCUUUAGACCUGGGAGGGCUGUAAUUUCUUCCAGCCCUCAGAUUUUAAAUAAAAGCCAAUAAAAUAGGUAUUUUUAGACUUGCUUUCCUCCUCCCUCCAAGAUGGUUUUCUUCUCUUCAAUAACUUGAUGUGUACCCAGCUGGCAAACAGCCAACAAAGGGCCAUCCAAUGACCAGAAGCACAUCCAAUUUUCUAAGUGACCCAACACAUCUAUAAGCCACACUUUACAUCUUUAUGAAAUCCUUUGAAGCAGAAGUUGUUCACUGUGUCUUUGAUGAUGUAUUGCUCUCGGAAGUGAAUUCCUGGAAAAUGCAUCUUAAAGAAUAGUAAAUUCUCUUGCAGGAUCCAUUACCUAUGUCCUGUAAGAGCAGUUCAAGGCAGUAUUUACCCUAGGAACAACGAUCUCUUUCUCAUGAUUGUGUGUGUGUACCCUUAAUCCUUCAAACCAAAUUACAACCACCACUACUUCCUGCUGGUGUGGGAGGUGAUGGAGAUUGCAGAUAGGCUGGCAGCUCUGUCCUUAGCACCGCCCGCUCAGCUUAACCCAUCUGCCAUCCAAGAUUCUGGCUAGGCUCUGCCUUCUUGAAAAUUCCCACUGACAGAACCUGUGAGUUCUAUUUCCAUUGACAGAACAAACACAUGCCAUCCCUGACUCCUGGCACAUCCUCUUUCCCCCAACAGUCCUUUCCAUUGCCUGCUAAGGAAGCAGAGGAAGCUGCAGUACCGCCUCAUGGGCCUGUAGGUAGCCAGGGAGGGUUGUGAGUAAUGACUUAUCUACUUGUUUCUUUGACCUCUCCUCCCAUGCAGAUAACAGCCAUGUGAACACCACAAUCUUCCAAAACACAGUUGUUUGAGAUCUCAGGAUCUCCUGGCUUUCCUUUCUAAUUCAAUUCCCUUGUAUGGUUAUGUCCUUUCUUCUUUACCUACAACCCACCCUGGUGAUGCCAUUAGUGUAUAGGAAGUGCCUUUGAGAACCAUUUGGCUCCAUGGUAAUUACCAUCUCCUUGGUCUUCUAGAACAAAACAUUCCUGUCUUUACCUAGGGAAAGAGUCACAUUGAGAAAGGAAGGGCAUGGUAUGGGAGCCACCAGGGAGUGUAGAGUCUUUGGGGAAAUUCCAUGACCCCUUUAAGUCCCUCAUGCAGGGACUUUUGUUCCAAAAGGCCGUUCUUUCACGCUCAGAGAGAGAGGUGAGUUUUGUCAUUUGAGUGUGGGAGAAGUAGAAGAAAGGCCAGAACUUCAUGGCCAACUUGGAACAUAUACUUUGCGAUGGGUUCUUGGAUAGCAGUGAGGUAUGGCCUUUGCCAUGUGUUAAUAAAGCUUUUAUCACAGCACUUUCUGUAAGCCAUUCCUACUGAUCCUGAGUCAGGAUUUCUUUUAGCUUUUUAAAGUCAAACUCCACAGUUUCAAGUGUUGUGGUUAGCAUCAGUACGAAAAGCUUGCAGUUAUUGACAAUCUGAGCUCAUUGAAGAUACAUUGUCUUCCUUUGUAUUUUGCCUGUGAGUUUAUAGGAGAGAAAGGUAGGCUGGGGAAACCUCCAUCCCAGGGCUUCAUUCUCAGAUCAUCAUGUAGACUGAGGAUGUCAGCCUCAUCUUUAGGAGCUCCUUCCUGACUCAGGGUUUGAGGAGUUAGUGCCAUUGACGGUUUGUUUCCAGCAUUUGUGUGGCCCCCAUCUCCAAAUAAGGAGUCUUGGUUCUUGAGACCACAUCCUACAUUGCACAAGGGCACAGAAGCUUUUGACCUAGCCCCAGUAUCUUAUAAAACUCAAAAUACUGCUUUGAAGAUGAUGGCACUCUGGGAUUCAGCACGGGGCUCCAUGAGUUCCCUUUCUGUCCCCACUGGUCCCCUCUCCAUCUAGUGACAAGCCAUGGGCAUGCAUACAAUGCAGCAAGGCCAACACCAGAGCAAUAUUGAAUUGUUCAUUAUAUCUAAAAUUAUGUAUAUUAUAUAACUUACCUUCCUGCAUUUUAAAGUAGUAAAUUGUACAUAUCUGUAAGCUAGUAUAUUUGCUUCACUGUUUGUAAUACUUACAAAAUGCCCAUUCUUUAUAGAACUAAAACAUAUUAAAUAUUUUAAAAAUU
Molecule: messenger RNA, 3523 nt
Organism: Dipodomys spectabilis (banner-tailed kangaroo rat)
Lineage: Eukaryota; Metazoa; Chordata; Mammalia; Rodentia; Heteromyidae
Gene: Diras2
Product: DIRAS family GTPase 2
Exons: 2
Coding region: 98-697 (199 amino acids)
Biological process (GO): signal transduction
Cellular component (GO): plasma membrane
Molecular function (GO): GTPase activity; GTP binding; GDP binding
Source: RefSeq, a predicted model, not a curated record